GAAGAGGCGUAUCUUUUCGUCCGACUACAGGCCACACUUAGUUGCAUGUGGCCUCCGUGGCUCCCUUGCGUAGCUCUGGGUCGCUGGGGCUGCUGGAGAGGGCGGUUUGGCAGAGCCAUGUCUGAGAGCUCUUCCCGCCGGCCACGGCUGUCUAAGGACUCUCUGCGGCAUUUACGGACGCGGGAGAAGCGCGGCUCUGUGGGGGACCGCGUGGGACCUAGCACCGUGUACUUGCAGGUGGCAGCGUCUGGGACCCGCGAUGCGGGCGCAGCUCUUUACGUCUUUUCGGAAUUUAAUCGGUAUCUUUUCAAUUGUGGGGAAGGAAUCCAGAGGAUCAUGCAGGAACACAAAUUGAAGGUUGCUCGAUUGGAUAACAUCUUCCUUACUCGAAUGCAUUGGUCCAAUGUUGGAGGUUUAUCUGGGAUGAUUCUUACCUUAAAGGAGACUGGGCUUCCAAAAUGUGUUCUUUCUGGGCCACCACAAUUGGAAAAAUACCUAGAAGCUAUCAAAGUAUUUUCUGGUCCAUUGAAAGGAAUAAACUUGGCUGUACGACCUUAUUCUGCUCCAGAAUACAAAGAUGAGACCAUGACAGUUUUUCAGUUGCCUAUACAAAGCAAAUGGGUUGCAAGUGAUUACCAGUUAUCUCAGCAUUCCAGAAAGUCUCCCACCAGGUUAAAUCCAAACUAUCUUGCCAACUUUGAAUCUUUUAAAAGUGAACAGCAACUUUCAGAUAGUGAUGGAAAUGAUUCUCCAAAGGACAUAGAUGACAGUUGGAAAAUAAAAAGCAGAGACCCGUCUUUGGUGGUAGCUUUCAUCUGUAAGCUUCACAUGAAACAAGGAAGUUUUUUGGUGCUUAAAGCAAAAGAAUUGGGGCUUCCAGUUGGUACAUCUGCCAUUGCACCUAUAAUUGCUGCUGUUAAGGCUGGAAAAAGUGUCACAUAUGAAGGAAGAAAGAUUUUGCCAGAGGAGGUUUGCAGUCCUCCAGAUCCUGGCGCUGUUUUUAUUGUGGUGGAAUGUCCUGACCAGGGAUUUGUAGAGCCGAUCUGUGAAAAUGACACUUUCCAGAGGUAUCAAGAGGAAAAGGCUGAGACUCAUGUGGCUAUUGUUGUUCACAUGACUCCAGAAUCAAUAUUGAAGGAUAAUAGAUACAAGCAGUGGAUGGAAAGGUUUGGCCCCCAAACUCAGCACCUGGUCUUGAAUGAGAAUUGUACUUCUGUACAUAAUCUUCGCAGCUUUAAGAUUCAAACUCAGCUCAACCUCAUUGAUUCACACAUAUUUCCCCAGCUUACCAGCUACAAUUACAAGGAGGAUCUGGCUACUUUCUCCCUGCCUGUAAUUCGUGGUGAAUGCCUUCUGAAGUACCAGCUGAGACCCAAACUCCAUUGGCAGAAGGAUGCCUGUAUCACUUGCAACCCUGAUGAAUUUGUGACAGAGGCUCUGGACUUACCUAAUUUUCAGGAAAGGGUACAAGAGUAUAAGGAAAACAUGAUGGACAGUAUAGCACAAUUAGGAAAAGGAAUCCAAUAUCCAGAAGUCAUCUUCCUCGGAACAGGCUCUGCCAUUCCAAUGAAGAUUCGAAACGUCAGUUCCACACUUGUGAACAUAAGCUCUGAUCAAUCUCUCCUACUGGAUUGUGGGGAAGGCACUUUUGGGCAGCUCUGCCGCCAUUAUGGGGAUGAAGUAGAUAGAAUCCUGAUUAACAUUGCUGCUGUGUUUGUAUCUCAUAUCCAUGCGGAUCACCAUACAGGCUUAUUAAAUAUCCUGUUACAGAGAAACCGUGCUUUGGCAUCAGUGGGAAAAUCAUCUAUCCCGCUUUUAUUAGUAGCGCCUACUCAAGUUAUGACAUGGCUACAGCAGUACCAUGACCAUUGCCAGGAGAUUCUAGGUGCUGUCAGUAUGAUCCCAGCAAAGUGCCUCCAAAAAGGGACUGAAGUCUCCAAACCCAUGAUUGCAAGAUUAAUUACUUCACUGCUAGAAAAAUAUGAUUUGGAAGAGUUUCAGACUUGUUUGGUUAAGCACUGUAAGAAUGCUUUUGGUUGUGCUUUGGUCCACAAAUCAGGAUGGAAAAUAGUCUACUCUGGUGACACCAUGCCAUGUGAUGCUCUAGUCCAGUUGGGGAAAGGAGCUACUAUGCUUAUUCAUGAAGCUACUUUGGAAGAUGGUUUAGAGGAGGAAGCUAUAGAAAAGACACACAGCACUACUUCCCAAGCAAUUGGAGUUGGAGUGAAGAUGAAUGCCAAGUUUAUCAUGUUGAACCACUUUAGCCAGCGUUAUGCCAAGAUCCCCCUUUUUAGCCCUGACUUCAAUGAGAAAGUUGGAAUUGCAUUUGACCACAUGAGGGUUGGCUUUGGAGAUUUUUCCACAGUUCCUAGACUGAUCUCUCCUCUCAAAGCCUUGUUUGCUGAUGAGAUAGAAGAGAUGGUAGAGAGGAAGGAGAAACGGGAAUUGCGACAGAUUAAAAAGGCCACUAUUAGUUCAGAUCCCUGUGGGCAUGAUGAUGGACAAGAGCCCAAGAAGACUCAUAAUAGAGAAAAGGAAUCUAAAAGUCCACCAAUCAAAAAGCUCAAAGUAAACUGAAGGCAUCAACCAUGGCUCUGGAUAGUAAAAUAGCAUUUAUGCUUUCUUUCCUUUCUUCAUGGGGAGGUCAUAAGUGGUGGUUGAAUGAAGUGGUAUCUUUUUUCCACUCUAGGAAAAAAAAAAAACAACAACUACUCAACUACUCUGUUAGCUUUGCCAGAGCUACUAUAAAGAGAAAGAGACUUUGAAGAAGAAUGUAAUGUCUUGGAAGAUGGACAAUGUGAUUUUUUUCUUUGUAUCCCAGUAUCCAUCAUGUAAUGCCUUGCAAAAUUAGUUAUGUUAUAGAAUUUUUUAGAAUUGAAUUAAAUUAUAAAAUUGAAUAAUGAACAAA
Molecule: messenger RNA, 2908 nt
Organism: Antechinus flavipes (yellow-footed antechinus)
Lineage: Eukaryota; Metazoa; Chordata; Mammalia; Dasyuromorphia; Dasyuridae
Gene: ELAC2
Product: elaC ribonuclease Z 2
Exons: 24
Coding region: 46-2577 (843 amino acids)
Biological process (GO): mitochondrial tRNA 3'-end processing
Cellular component (GO): mitochondrion
Molecular function (GO): 3'-tRNA processing endoribonuclease activity
Source: RefSeq, a predicted model, not a curated record